CGCGGACAUCUUUUAAAUACAUCACGGGAUAUAUGUUGGUCAUUAUUUUCCUGCAAGACUCUAAAUAAUCUAGUUUUAGUUCCAUUAUGACUCUCUCUUUACGCUGCUCUGUUGUGAUUGAAGAGUUAGCUUCUGACAAGUGUACCGUAAAACGUCGCACAGCACUUCGUGAAUCGCAAAUUUCAGCAGUUAGAGAUGAAUUACAGCAAAUUCUCAUACGUAUCACUCCUAUGAACAAUUCAGGCUGCAAAAAGAUGGUGAAGAAAAGCAUGGGUUAUCCAGUCAUUGAAUUAGAUCUUUACAAAAACUUUUUAUCACAAGGCAAAGCCACUAUAUGUUUACCGGUUCAUUCUGUAAGAAUAAUGAUUAGUAACUGUCCACCAGAUAAACUUCGUUUUUUCCUCGCGACUCUUCGUACCAAAUUAAAGACACAAAAGACUCACGUUUUGAAAAGACCAGUACCACCGGAUGCUCCUCCUACAUCUAUUUCACUUCUAGAAGAAUUAAGUCCACUACCCCUUCCAAAGAAAAUCAACUCUCACCCAAAAGUCAUAGAACCAUUUUCUUGUGACAUGUCUGUCAUAAACUUUCAAGAUGAAGUUUCAAAUACCUGUUCACCAAGAUGUGGAUCCUUACACCCGACUCCUCUUGUUUCCACUCCCGUACGAAAGGUCGCAGCAAAAAGUCGUGGAGACACUAAUCGGUCAUUUGGUCAUAUCUUUGACUCACGGGAAUCUGAUAUUUCAAGUCAAAAAGGUCACGACGAACAAAUGACAGUCAUAAAUUUCGUAAAGCAAGGGUGCAAUGUUUUCUGUACUGGUGGCGCUGGGACAGGAAAAUCUCAUCUUAUUCGUCGUGUAGUUGGUCUACUUCCACCGGAGCAUACUGCUGUAACAGCUAGUACAGGGUCAGCUGCUAAUAUUAUUGGUGGAUUGACAGUACACGCGUUUUCUGGAUUAGGAGGUUUACUUGAGUCAGAUCUAAAAAUGGAUAAAGAUAACAUUUUGGUUUGGAUGGAGAUUUUGCGUACUCGUUUAAAAUUCCGUCCAGAUAUAGUAACUCGCUGGCAAAAACUGCAAUAUCUUGUCAUUGAUGAAAUUAGCAUGUUAAGUAGCAGACUGUUUACACGUUUAGAACUUAUAGCCACUGAGUGUCGCCGUUCAAUGAACAAAAUUUCUGAACAAAAAGCUUUCGGUGGCAUCCAGUUGGUUAUCUUCGGCGACUUUUUUCAACUUCCACCUGUUGUUCAUCCAUCUGAGUCUCAUAAUAAAUUUGCAUUCCAAUCAUCUUCUUGGGCUAAAUGUCGUUUUCGAGUUAUUGAACUUACUCACUCUUGGCGACAGUCCAAUGAUCCGAAGUUGGCUCAUUUACUAUCAGUAAUUCGUGAAGGUCAGUGUCCACAGUGGGCUGUGGAAAGAUUGCGAUCUCGUUUGGUUUCUGAACUGGUUAACGAUCAAAAUAAACCCAAAAUUAUAGCAACACGUUUAUGUACUCAUCGCGCAGACGCUGAUGCCUGGAAUCAACGCAAGUUAAGUGAACUGCCAGGUCGGUUAAAUAAUUUUCAUUGGAUCGUAUAAUUUCAGAAUUUUAUAUAGUUGUUAUUACUUUGUAGCUAGUACGCAAGCCAAAACGCAUGCAACACAAAAGAAUAAUAUCAUUACUCUUUGGUGAACCCUGUUUUUUGAUGGAAUGUAGUGUAAAUAUUGUUAUUGGACUACUCCCACUGACACUGGAAUUUAUCUUUUGAUUCAGUUUGUAGUAAGUAAUCGUGCAAGAAAAACGUUAGCAGAUUUUCCAGCUUUGACAUAAAUUAUGUGUCUGUCUAUUUUACUUAUUAGUUAUUUAAACAAUAUCUAAAGAAAUUUAACCAUUCAUACAUAGAUUGGCUCCUAGGUCAAUCCAUAAGCGCUAUGCAAAUUCAACCAUUCACUCCUCCCUGCUCAUAGUCUGGUCAGUUGACUAGUGUGUCUGAGAUAUAAUAUUCCCAACCACUACGUAUUUCGGAUUUUUUGCUUCCAUACUGUUAAUAAUUCUUGGUGGUGUUUUAAUCAUCGAUUUACUCGAAAUAAGUACACAACCUCCAACAAAAUGAGGCUAAUAAAACGUAUUUUCGCAUCCACUACGAACACCCCUCUACCCACUUUGUUUCAAGACUGACAUUAAAACGAAUGUGGUUUCUUUUUAUCCGCAACUUUUAGUUUUUUUCGGUAUGACUAUAAAUAUUAAAAAAGUGAUUGGUUGAAGUGUUAUUAAAUUAUAAGCUCGAUAUGCCAGUGGUCGACUCCAUGAGUCGAUCUAAGCUAAACUACCAAUGAAAACCUGGGAGCACUGGACAGCUGUUUCGUCCUAGUAUAGUACUCCUCAGGUGAAGACGGCUAUCCACUCCAGACAAUGAAUGAGUGGUUGCUCAUUUAUUCAUGGAUCAAUUGAAGUUAGACGUUAACACCGUUGGAUGCCGGCUCAAUGGUCUGGAAGUUAAGUGUUCGCACGCGAAACCGUAGGCCCUGGGCUGGAGUCUCACGUGCGGGAUCGUGGAUGCGCGCUGCUGAGGAGUUCCGUAAUAGCACAAAACGGCUGUUCAGUGCCUUUGGGUUUUCAGUGGUUGUCUAGCUUAGAUCGACUGAACUGUUAAAAUUACUACAAUCUCCACAAACCCCUAUCCUGGUAAUAUGCUCAAUAUUUCAAGGUGCACACUUUUUUAGCCUAAAUAUACAAAGAUAGCAUGCUGGGAAAAAAAUCUCUGGGCGCAAUCACAUUCGACCGUGAAUCUAGACUAUUGAUACAGUGAUUAUUGUAAUCACUGCACAAAUUAUUGACUUGUAUAUCUGUCUUAAACUAAUAAUGGAUGAUACUUUUUUUGAUUAUUAAUAUUACUGAACGACAGGUUUAAGGAUUGCAAAGGAGAAAGAUGUGCAAAAAUGUAUAUUAGUGGGGCUCGAUGUGAAUGAUACGUUUAAACCCUAGUUGUUUUAAUGUUAUUCCUGUUUUGAACAGCUUGCUAGCAUUAAAUGCUCAAAGCCUAAUCUACACUAACCUUUUAUUAAGUUACAGCAGUUCGAACUAAUUAGGGCUUUGAGACUCGUUUUCAGUUUUAAUUUAAAACUUUGGAAGAUAUAUCGACUAAGAGUUUUUGCGUUGAACGUAAGGUGUUAUUGCUAACAAAACAAAAUAUAUGGAAAUAGGAAUUAACAUUAAAUUCUAUUCAUCAGUUUUACGAAUUAGUUAAAUUUGAAUAAACUGAACAUAAAAUAUGUUAAAUAGAAAAACAACAAAAACAGACAGUUAUUGGAUAAAUUCAGAAGUAGAUCUUGUUCGAUAGAAAAACAAUGUGGUAAAAUUCAAAGAAUUGUUAGAGAACACCUUUUAAUGUUGACAUUAUGCAUUUGAGAAUCCGGACUCCAGAAAUUCCAAUAUAUGCACAUUAAAUGUAUUCUAAACCAAAAGUACUUUCUAAUACACUCCAGAGGUUUUACCUAGCUGAUGUAAAUGAAUAUAUUUUUAUAUGUUAUAUCAAAUCAGUUAGUGUUAGUAUAACGUUAAUCGUCACAGUUUUCAUGAAAUCUAUUUACGAAUUUUCUUAUUUUCCUGUUCACUCAUUCAAAUAGGUUCAUUUAAAGUUUAUCGAUCUCAAGACAGGGGAGUUGGGAAAGGUAUUUCAACCACAAUAGAUUCAUCUUGCCCAGCUCCUUCUGUACUGAAUUUAAAAGUUGGUGCUCAAGUAAGAACAUGUUUAUUUAUCGCAGUUUAUUUCAUUCUGUAUUAUGUUGUGCAUACCAUUUAGAAAGUUUUGAAUCAGUGAUAUAUGCGCACACGUAAAAAUAUGCGUCAGGGUUGAAUACAAAUUUUCAUUCUUAUGAACAUUAUGUCGUUAAGUGAAUUCUACAAACGCUCAAAGUUUGACACUUUUAAACUUGCUUUACAUCCCUCACACUUUUAACAACCAAAAAGCAGUAAAAGUACAAUUCAGAAUUAGAUCUAAAUUUAUACUUGUUAUAUUGUUGAAAAUUGCAUGAAUCGGUUUAUUCUUUUAACAGCAUGUUGUAAAUAUAAAACUUUAGGUAAUGCUACUAAGAAACUUGGAUACCAGCCGUGGACUUGUCAACGGAGCACGAGGCGUAAUAGAGAAGAUAAACAACGAUAAUGGUCUUCCUGAAGUUAGAUUUUAUUCUGCAAAAGCGAAUGGAACUAAUGGUAUCUUACAUGUCGUACAAAUGGAAAAGUGGACUAUUCGUGGGGUUGAUGCAGAAGAAAUCGCGAGUCGACGUCAAUUACCACUAACUCUGGCUUGGGCGAUAUCCAUCCAUAAAAGUCAGGGGAUAACAUUGGAAUAUGCGGAAUUAGCUCUGUCAAAGGUAUUUGAAUGUGGACAAGCCUAUGUAGCUCUUAGUCGGUGUCGUAAUUUAAAUGGCCUAUACUUACUCGAUUGGCGCCCUGAAGUGAUUCGUGCAGAUCCUAAUGUGAUAAAAUUUUAUGCCAAAAUUAGAGAGACCAAUAAUGAGAUUAAAAACAAGAUUAUAUGAUAAUAUUUUUACAAUUUUCUUUAUACAUUUUUUCAAAAAGAAACUAUCCUCAUAAAUCGACGCAUUUUAAUUAUUUUUAUGUGAAUGAAAUGAAUAUUUACAAAUGAAUAAAUUUUAGAUAAAGUUAUUCGAAUCUUAUCUAAUUUCGAUAACUAAACUGAUUACAGUAUAUAAUAAUGAGCGUCGACUUAUUCAUCACUGGACACAAAAAAUAUUUACUGGGAAAUAUUUACAUGGGAAAUAUGAUAACGAAUAUGACUAAUAUAUUCAGAAUGAUGACUCUUGAAUGAUCUGAGAAUCACUACUUUAAGAUCAAUUGGUCGAUAUUUCUUAACUUUCAUCAGUAAACGAGCGGUUUCUCUUUCAAAUAUUUUACUAAUUAUGUUUUUACUUACGCCUGUUACAUAGAGAAGCAUAGGCUACCGACUACCUUUCUCUAUCCAACUCUAUCUUGGGCAGUCCAUUCCAGUUGCUAUUGAUCUUUUCACGUCUGCUUCCAGUUCUCGACGCAGUGUGUUCUUUGGUUCGUAGUGUCGCGAUUUGUUCUGUGAACGACCGAUCCUUACGGAAUCCGGCUCGUUGAUCUCGAAGCUCGAUAUCUACUGAAUUUUUCAUCCCGUUCAACAACACUUUGUUGAAAACUUUUCCUGGUACCGAUAGUAGUGUAAUGCCCCUGUAGCUAUCACACUUGCUCAAAUCUCCUUUAUUUGAUAUCUUGAUAAGAUGCCCCUAAAUGCCCUGGUAUGGUCGAGAGUGGGGUGGGCCCCUACCUCCCUCUCGAAAUGCUCUCACACGGCCACGCGUAUACAGCCUCUGCCAGGGAAGUCCUACUCACUGCCUUCUCGCACUACAGGUGUUGUUUACGAAAAUGAGAGGACGAAAAGCGAAUGUCCGGCGCUUUAACCGGAUCCCAAACUAAUGGUGCACAUGGGUCCCAGUAUCCUGCGGGAAGAGAUGGCGUAUGAACCAAUUGUUGGUCACCUGCCACCAUGGGACUGCGUCUCCUUACGAUGCUCCACUGCCUUGUGGAUCAGACCUUCAGGUCGAAGGCUC
Messenger RNA from Schistosoma haematobium, 5573 nucleotides. Its product is annotated as DNA helicase. The coding region runs from base 87 to 1577 and encodes 496 amino acids. The transcript has 6 exons. NCBI's taxonomy places the organism in Eukaryota, Metazoa, Platyhelminthes, Trematoda, Strigeidida, Schistosomatidae. Gene Ontology annotation, biological process: DNA repair; telomere maintenance. The record is from RefSeq and is a predicted model, not a curated record. Gene Ontology annotation, molecular function: DNA helicase activity.